Messenger RNA from Tupaia belangeri chinensis (Chinese tree shrew), 1519 nucleotides. It is a transcript of the gene WDR77, whose product is annotated as WD repeat domain 77. Gene Ontology annotation, molecular function: protein binding. Bases 179 to 1207 code for a protein of 342 amino acids. Gene Ontology annotation, cellular component: methylosome. The transcript has 10 exons. The record is from RefSeq and is a predicted model, not a curated record. Gene Ontology annotation, biological process: oocyte axis specification. NCBI's taxonomy places the organism in Eukaryota, Metazoa, Chordata, Mammalia, Scandentia, Tupaiidae.
AAGGGCGGCAGACGAAAAGCGGAAUGGACUGUAGAAGCAAUUCUCGCGAGAAGAGGAGUUGCUGUCGCCUCCUGAGAGGGGCGGAUGCCUUAGAGGUGCACCACGUGGGAAUUGGCGCUGGAGCUGACUCUCGGGCCGGGGUCCAGUCUGGAUCUAGGUUGGAGUCGGAACAGCGGAGAUGCGGAAGGAAACUCCACCUCCCUUAGUGCCCCCGGCGGCCCGCGAAUGGAACCUUCCCCCUAAUGCCCCCGCCUGUAUGGAACGGCAGUUGGAGGCUGCGCGGUAUCGGUCCGAUGGGGCGCUUCUGCUCGGGGCCUCCAGCCUCAGUGGCCGCUGCUGGGCCGGCUCUCUUUGGCUUUUCAAGGACCCUUGUGCUGCCCCCAACGAAGGCUUCUGCUCCGCCGGAGUCCAGACGGAGGCCGGAGUGGCUGACCACACUUGGGUGGGGGACAGAGGUAUCUUAGUGGCUUCUGAUUCAGGUGCUGUUGAAUUGUGGGAGCUGGAUGAGAACGAAACUCUUAUUGUUAGCAAGUUCUGCAAGUAUGAGCAUGAUGACAUCGUGUCUACAGUCAGUGUCCUGAGCUCUGGCACGCAAGCUGUCAGUGGUAGCAAAGACUUCUGCAUCAAGGUUUGGGAUCUUGCUCAGCAAACGGUACUGAAUUCAUACCGAGCUCAUGCUGGGCAGGUUACCUGCGUUGCUGCCUCUCCUCACAAGGAUUCCGUGUUUCUUUCAUGCAGUGAGGACAACAGAAUUUUACUGUGGGAUACCCGCUGUCCCAAGCCAGCAUCACAGAUGGGCUGCAAUGCCUCUGGCUACCUUCCUACCUCACUGGCGUGGCAUCCUCAACAAAGUGAAGUCUUUGUCUUUGGUGAUGAGAAUGGGACUGUCUCCAUUGUGGAUACGAAGAGUGCAAGCUGUGCCCUCAGCUCAGCUGUGCACUCCCAGUGUGUCACUGGGCUGGUGUUCUCCCCACACAGUGUUCCCUUCCUGGCCUCUCUCAGUGAAGACUGCUCCCUUGCCGUGCUGGACUCCAGCCUUUCUGAAGUGUUCAGAAGCCGAGCCCACAGAGACUUUGUGAGAGAUGCUACCUGGUCCCCGCUCAAUCAUUCCCUCCUUACCACAGUGGGCUGGGACCACCAGGUCAUCCACCAUCUUGUGCCCACAGAACCUCUCCCAGCUCCUGGACCAGAGAGUGUUGCUGAGUAGAUCUGAUUUAAGAUGAUGAGAAAACUCCCUAACCCAUUCCUUUGUCUCCUCAGUUUGUGAGACAACACAGGAGCCUUUGAGAGUAUGUUGAUAUAUUAUUAAUAGAUCUGGGCAUUAGUAGAUGUUGUCUCUCAGCCUGAUGGAGGCUGGAUUUUGAGAUCCUAUAGUCAUGGGGAAAGAAAACUUUCUUGAAAAUGAAUGUGUAUGUGUGCCUGAGUGUGUGUGUAGAUUUAUAGUUUUUGAUGGUGGGAGGAAUGAGAAUCCAUCCCAUAUCUUCCCCAAGCACUGUCCCUCCCCCCCCCCCAAAAAAAA